Messenger RNA from Cylicostephanus goldi, 561 nucleotides. Lineage: Eukaryota; Metazoa; Nematoda; Chromadorea; Rhabditida; Strongylidae. The record is from the annotation of a GenBank genome assembly.
GACGCUCAGCAUGUUCGGUUUCGACGACAAGCUUACCCUCCUAAUCCAGCACCUUUCCAACCACGAGUUGAAGAUUAUAAUCUACCGCCAUUCUACCAGCCACAUCCGGGUAGGGAUGCAUCUUCACUGACGCCAAUAUUUCCAUUCACCAGUGAGUUUAAUAAUGGUCUGGAUGUGAAUCCUGGCACAAGGGUUACGGUAGAUGGAAAUGUGAAUGUACCUAUACUUGGAUGGGGAAUUUGGGAUUAUAAAGAAAACGUCCCAUCAAUACCCGUAUCGGUCCUACCAGGAAACUUUGUGCCUUUACGUUGUAAACCUCCAUUCUGUAACCCCUUCGUACACAACACAGCUUUCGGUGUUGAUGUCGAACCUGGAGAUGAUUACCUCUUCGAUGGUGGCCUCGACUUCCCCAUUCCACUUGGGCCCUCUGGUGUGGGUGUACGGUUCCCACUCAGCGGUGCUGUCAAUGUGGGUACCGAUCCACUGCUGAUCACCUAUGGUCACGGUAUGGGCCCCGUCGAGCCGCCCGGAUUCCGUUCAAAGAAGUCUAAAGAAAACUAA